UAAAUACAGAAGAAUUAUGUGUGGAAUAAAAGCUACUAAACUUGCUUUACGUAAAAAAAUGAAAACCAUUGUUGCACAGCUUAGUGCUGAAGAAAAACAAAGACAAUCAAGGAAGGUGUUUGAAAAACUAUGUUCUCUACCACAAUUUCAAGAAAGCAAAAGGGUUUCCAUAUAUCUAAGUACAAAGGAUGAAAUUGAUACAACCCAAAUACUAAAACAUAUGUUUAAAAUGAAAAAACAAGUAUUUGUUCCUAGAUAUAAAGGAAAACAAAUGGAAAUGGUUAAACUAAGUUCAAUGCAAGAUUAUGCUAAACUACCAUUAACCAAAUGGAACAUUAAACAACCAAACUUUGAUGAAUUAAGGGAAAAUGCAUUGGAAACUGGUGGACUGGAUUCAAUAAUUUUACCAGGUGUCGCAUUUACUGCUGAUGGAAAACGUUUAGGACAUGGGAUGGGUUAUUACGAUAAAUUUUUGGAAUUAUGUUUGAAGAAACAACAAAAACGACCACACUUAAUUGCAGUGGCAUUUAAUGAACAAUUGUGGGAAAAUAUUCCUACAUCUGAAAAUGAUAUAUUG
Messenger RNA from Habropoda laboriosa, 577 nucleotides. It is a transcript of the gene Mthfs, whose product is annotated as 5-formyltetrahydrofolate cyclo-ligase. The annotation marks the transcript as partial. The record is from RefSeq and is a predicted model, not a curated record. Lineage: Eukaryota; Metazoa; Arthropoda; Insecta; Hymenoptera; Apidae. Gene Ontology annotation, cellular component: mitochondrion. Gene Ontology annotation, molecular function: 5-formyltetrahydrofolate cyclo-ligase activity. The transcript is spliced from 4 exons. Gene Ontology annotation, biological process: folic acid-containing compound biosynthetic process; tetrahydrofolate interconversion.